Paramecium octaurelia is the source of this 1039-nucleotide messenger RNA. Lineage: Eukaryota; Ciliophora; Oligohymenophorea; Peniculida; Parameciidae. The record is from the annotation of a GenBank genome assembly.
AUGAAUAGUUGGGAAAGAGUUUGCCUUAAAGAGAAGACUUAGCAUAAGUGUUAAAUCUCUCUACAGGUCAUAAUCGUAUCCACAUAAUUUUUAAAUAAGAAUGCUUUAAUUAAAACAUAUUCUACAGGAUUGAGCAAUUUUAUAUUCAUAUAUAUAAGAAUGGAAUUUUCAAGAUAAUAUGUAUAUUUUUGUCUAAUUCACAACUUGCAUAUCUUGGCUGAAUUAUUAUAAAUCAAAUUUUUCAUCAUAAAUAAUUAAAUGCAGAGAACAUCCAACUAUGGUCAUAGAGAUCACGAAGCUAUUCAUAAAUAGUAAAUUACACAACUAUUCAAAAUUAGCAUGAAAUUUAAAGAAUUGCUGAAAAAAAGUCAUGAUUAUGCACCUAAUCUUCAAAAAUCCUCACCAGAACAACCUUAUAACUAAACCUAUAUUAAAUUAGCCUUAAGCUUUUUAAAACAAUAAACCUGCUAUAAUACAAAGUGCAAAACCAUAUAUGACUUCCUUCAGAGUAAAGAUCCCCACUAAAUUUACAUAUUCAGAAAAUAAGCCAUAUUUAAUUAAUCAGAAAUCAAAACCUAAUUUGAAAAUUAAAUAAUCAACUAAUAUAGAUAAAAUAUGAUUAAUUUCUUCUAAGUAACUAAGAUCAACUCAUAUUCUGAAGGUAAAGUAGAAAAAACUAUUAAAAUCCAUUAGAGGAGGAGAGCAAAAGUAACCAUUAACCGCCACAAAUAUCUAAUUAGAAGAAAAGUAAGCAAUUUAAGAGUGAGUGCAGCUUCACCUCAAAUAAGAGACAAAGUUACUGAAUGGAUAUAUAUCAGAAACAUGGUAAAAUAACACUGAAUUUUCAAUCAAUUUAGUAAGAGUGGUGAGGGGAAAGGAAGUUGUGGCUAAGAUAGUAGAUCAUUAAACAGCAAAGCCGCCUGAGAAGAGAACAGACAUUAAGAAUAAUCAUCUUCUUUAAUAAUAAUAACUAGUUGGCGAGAAUUAUGUUAGAUGCGAAAAACUAAAGUUUCCUCAAUUUCACCCAUCAACAUAAUGA